This is a messenger RNA of Manis pentadactyla (Chinese pangolin), 864 nucleotides long. RefSeq names its product transmembrane p24 trafficking protein 6 (gene TMED6). Gene Ontology annotation, cellular component: Golgi apparatus; COPII-coated ER to Golgi transport vesicle; endoplasmic reticulum-Golgi intermediate compartment. The record is from RefSeq and is a predicted model, not a curated record. The transcript has 4 exons. Bases 53 to 856 code for a protein of 267 amino acids. Gene Ontology annotation, biological process: endoplasmic reticulum to Golgi vesicle-mediated transport; intracellular protein transport; Golgi organization. NCBI's taxonomy places the organism in Eukaryota, Metazoa, Chordata, Mammalia, Pholidota, Manidae.
UAGGUAAUAUCUGUGUGUGACCCUGAGAUGGCCUGUGUGGCUGGUGGAGUUAAUGAUUACCCAGCAGUCUAAGCUACUUGGUUCUUCUGGGCUGCAUAGUUCACAUGCAAAGGAGUCUCCAGAAAGCACCAUGUUUCCUUUGUUCUUUGGGGCUGGACUGGUGGUUCUUAACCUAGUGACCUCUGCUAGGAGCCAGAAGACAGAACCCCUUAGUGGCUCUGGGGACCAGCUGCUCUUCCGUGGAGCAGAUCAAAAUGACUUUGCCAUCAUGAUCCCUCCAGGAGGCACAGAAUGCUUUUGGCAAUUCGCCCACCAGAUGGGAUACUUCUUUUUCAGUUAUGAGGUUCAGCGCACACUGGGAAUGUCACACGACCGGCAUAUUGCUGCCACUGCACAUACCCCACAAGGUCUUCUCAUAGACACCUCUUGGAAUGUUCGAGGCCAGAUUAACUUCUCUACCCAAGAGACAGGUUUUUAUCAGCUUUGUCUAAACAAUCAGCAAAAUCACUUUGGUUCUGUGCAAGUGUACCUCAACUUUGGAGUCUUCUAUGAGGGGCCCGAGAUGGACCACAAACAGAAGAGUGAACGAAAACAGCUGAAUGAUACUCUGGACGCGAUUGAGGAGAGUACACGUAAGGUGCAGAGCAAUAUCUUCCACAUGUGGCGAUACUACAACUUUGCUCGCAUGAGGAAAAUGGCUGACUUUUUCCUUCUCCAAUCAAACUAUAACUACGUGAACUGGUGGUCAAUGGCCCAGAGCCUUGUUAUCGUUGUCUCUGGGAUCCUGCAGCUGUAUUUCCUGAAGCGUCUCUUCAAUGUCCAAAUGACUACAGACACAAAGAAGCCAAGAUGCUAAGCUACAAC